Messenger RNA from Choloepus didactylus (southern two-toed sloth), 3655 nucleotides. It is a transcript of the gene GNA11, whose product is annotated as G protein subunit alpha 11. Lineage: Eukaryota; Metazoa; Chordata; Mammalia; Pilosa; Megalonychidae. Gene Ontology annotation, biological process: action potential; phospholipase C-activating dopamine receptor signaling pathway; adenylate cyclase-modulating G protein-coupled receptor signaling pathway. Gene Ontology annotation, molecular function: guanyl nucleotide binding; G protein-coupled receptor binding; G-protein beta/gamma-subunit complex binding. Bases 1 to 1080 code for a protein of 359 amino acids. The record is from RefSeq and is a predicted model, not a curated record. The transcript has 7 exons. Gene Ontology annotation, cellular component: heterotrimeric G-protein complex.
AUGACUCUGGAGUCCAUGAUGGCGUGUUGCCUGAGCGAUGAGGUGAAGGAAUCCAAGCGGAUCAACGCCGAGAUCGAGAAGCAGCUGCGGCGGGACAAGCGCGACGCCCGGCGCGAGCUCAAGCUGCUGCUGCUCGGCACGGGCGAGAGCGGGAAGAGUACGUUCAUCAAGCAGAUGCGCAUCAUCCACGGGGCCGGGUACUCCGAGGAGGACAAGCGGGGCUUCACCAAGCUCGUCUACCAGAACAUCUUCACGGCCAUGCAGGCCAUGGUCCGGGCCAUGGAGACGCUGCGGAUCCUCUACAAGGACGAGCAGAACAAGGCCAACGCGCUCCUGAUCCGGGAGGUGGACGUGGAGAAGGUCACGACUUUCGAGCACCAGUACGUCUGCGCCAUCAAGAACCUGUGGAGCGACCCGGGGAUCCAGGAGUGCUACGACCGGAGGCGGGAGUUCCAGCUCUCCGACUCUGCCAAAUACUACCUGGCGGACGUGGACCGCAUCGCCACCUUGGGCUACCUGCCCACCCAGCAGGAUGUGCUGCGGGUACGAGUGCCCACCACAGGCAUCAUCGAGUACCCUUUUGACCUGGAGAACAUCAUCUUCAGGAUGGUGGACGUCGGUGGGCAGCGGUCCGAGCGGAGGAAGUGGAUCCACUGCUUCGAGAACGUGACCUCCAUCAUGUUCCUCGUCGCCCUCAGCGAGUACGACCAGGUCCUCGUGGAGUCCGACAACGAGAACCGGAUGGAGGAGAGCAAAGCCCUGUUCCGGACCAUCAUCACCUACCCCUGGUUCCAGAACUCCUCCGUCAUUCUCUUUCUCAACAAGAAGGACCUGCUCGAGGACAAGAUCCUGCACUCCCACCUCGUGGACUACUUCCCCGAGUUUGACGGGCCGCAGCGGGACGCGCAGGCCGCCCGGGAGUUCAUCCUGAAGAUGUUCGUGGACCUGAACCCCGACAGCGACAAGAUCAUCUACUCGCACUUCACGUGCGCCACCGACACGGAGAACAUCCGCUUCGUGUUCGCGGCCGUCAAGGACACCAUCCUGCAGCUCAACCUCAAGGAGUACAACCUGGUGUGAGCGGCCGGGACGCCAGGGGCGCACGCCGGGGCGCGGGGCAGCGAGGGCCUCGUCCCCCUUCAGCCAGUGGUUUGUCCUCCGCACCCACGGGGCGCCCCUCCUUCCCCGCCUGGGCGCCCGCUCCCCCGAGGCGGCAGAGGCGGCCAGCUCCUGCCCUGCUCUCGGCUUCAUUGUUUUUAAACACGGAAAGAAAAAGGCGGCGACCGGAGACGAGGCAGGGGCGCCUCCAGCGGGCGCUUUUCCUUUCCCUUUUUUUUUUUUUGCCCCUGAUUUUCUUCUUAAUUAUGACACAUCUGGAGCCCUGGAGACUGGGACUUUGGUUUCGCGCCUUUUUUAAGUUAUUGAGGUCCGCUGCAGAGUCGCUGCCGUAGCGCUGGUUUCGCUCCCGGACUCCGAAAGGCGGGGGUGGGUGGCGCCCCCAGUUGGCCACCCCGGGAAGUGCCUGACCAGCUUUUUUUUUUUUUAUUUGAGGAAGAGAAAGAAAAGUCCAUCAUGUCGGAGAGACCCCUUGGUGGCGGCCCAGUCGCUGCCUGGCUCGCGGCCCUCUGCAGGGGCUGCAUAGACGGGGCAGGCCGCGGGGUGUGGGGGUGCUGCCCCCCACGGCACCCCGCGUCGGCCAGGAAGCUGUCGGGGAGCUGUCGGGGAACCCCGGGCGGGUGAGGUGUGUUGUGCUGAGCCCCGGGCAUCGGGAGGUGUGUUGUGCGUCUGGGAUUCCUUCUUAAUCUUAACCAGUUUGGAAGCAGCGAGGACGGGGUGGGGACUUUUUCAGGAUAUUCUCAGGUCUGUCCCCGAGAGAGAGGGACCCAACCACUUGCUCCCACCGCACCGAGCGCCCCUGCCCGCCGUGGCCGGGGGACGAGUGCCCAGGUCGGGCACGUCAGGAGCAUCGGGAGCACCCCAGGGUCACGUCUCUCCCCGAGUGACCUGGAGGCCCCCGGCAGGGAGCUUUCUGGGAGACAGGGGUGGCUUCAUCUGUCACCGUCCAAAGCUGUAGCCUGGAGUUUUGGGCUUUCACGCAGCCGUGGGAGGACGAAUCGCCAGCAAUGCCUUCACCCCACCUGUGACAUCUGGGCCUUAUGGGGCCACCCAGGAAGCGGCAGCUCGGUGCGCUCUCUGCACCCCACCCCCACCCCCGUGCUCAUCAUGUGCCAAGGGCCUGCUGGCAACGACGGGGUGCUCCUCGUGGGAGUCGGGGGACAGCUGCAUGUCCGGGCAGCAGCCCCAUAUGGGGGCAGAAGGGGCUGGGCUGGCCGCCACCAUCCUCGUGCCCCCUUACCUCUUGUGUCUGUCCCCAGAGGGCCCUUUCUGUGCCAAGACCCCCGCGAGAGGAUUUGUGCCAUAAACCUGAAGCCACACCAAGCCCCCACCCAUGGAUGGGUGGCCCCUGGAGAGGAUGGUGCUGCCCCACGUCUGGGCUGGUGGGGGGCCUGCCCCAGGGAGCCUGGAGUCCUCGGGGGGCAGGCUCAGUGCCCUGGUUACAAACGGGACACGGGGCCUGUCCUCCUUGCACCCUCUUUGGGCUCAGGCGGGUGGCAUGCAGGCAAGUGACAGGCCAGGGCUGGGGCACAGCCAAAGGAAGUGCAAGUGUCAAUACCUCCGGGGUCAGGACAGGGGCUGGAGCUGCCAAACCUCCUCGCCUGGGCCCUUGUGCAUUGGGGAGACCCCCACCCCCAGUUUUCUAGUUGGCCUGAGCCUGUCUCAACGGGGCCUCAGGCAGGGCAACUGCACUUACCCUGGAGAGCCCCGGCUGGGGCUGCUGUGGGGUGGGAGCAGGAUUGAGCAGGCCCAACGGGCAGCCCACCCUGGGGCCCCCACACACCCCCUUCAGACCUGGCCUUGGGGAAAGCAUGGCCCUGUCGUCCCCUCAUCCUGGUGUGUGAGGCUGGUGUGUGUGUGUGUGUGUGUGUGUGUGAUGGCGUGUGUCUGUGAGCAUGGCUGGCGCGUGUGUGUGCAUGUGUGGCUGUUGUGUGUGUGUGUGUGUGUGUGUGUGUGUGUGAUGGCGUGUGUCUGUGAGCAUGGCUGGCGCGUGUGUGUGCAUGUGUGGCUGUUGUGUGUGUGUGUGUGAGGUUGCUGUGUGUGUGUUUCCCUGGUGGCUGUCAUCUCCGUGACCGUCCCUGUGAGCGCCGACCCCCGCUCCGCGUCAGACCCGGGUGCCCCGCCGUGCCCCACCCCGGAAGCGUCGUCACGCCAAGGCCCCUGCCCGAGGCUGAGGCGCCAGUGCCCAGGCGCCCGCCGGUCGUCCUUGUACAUUACACAGUCCUGACUCCAGACAAUUUAAACCCUCACCUAUUUAAGGAGAAGAUUCUAUCAAACGCUGUUUUUAAACUCUCGUCCCCUGCGAUGCAUGUGCCGCUGUGCGUGGGGCAGCGGGGAGGCCGGCACCACUCGGUGUCCCCUCGGUGUCCCCUCGGCGGCGAGGGCUGCCCCGGGCUGGCAAGUGCAGGAUGGGGCGCGGUGAGAGCCAGGGGCCCCAGCCCCUCAAUCCAGAAACACCUGACGGAAAUCAACUUUUCAUAUCUUUCUCCUGAAAUGAAUUCUCUGUUUUAAAAUUGGAAUAAAUUUUGUUCCUAAAUGC